This is a messenger RNA of Penicillium paradoxum, 969 nucleotides long. RefSeq names its product urate oxidase. The record is from RefSeq and is a predicted model, not a curated record. Gene Ontology annotation, biological process: urate catabolic process; purine nucleobase catabolic process. Gene Ontology annotation, cellular component: peroxisome. The annotation marks the transcript as partial. Gene Ontology annotation, molecular function: urate oxidase activity. The transcript has 3 exons. Lineage: Eukaryota; Fungi; Ascomycota; Eurotiomycetes; Eurotiales; Aspergillaceae.
CUUCCAGCACCCUCUUCAGCCCCUACACCUUCUUUUCUACCUUUAUCUCUUAUCUCCAUCAUGAGCGCAUUGGCAGCAGCUCGCUACGGCAAGGACAAUGUCCGCGUGUGCAAGGUGCAGCGUGACGAGAAGACCGGCAUCCAGACUGUGGUGGAAAUGACCGUCUGUGUCUUGCUGGAAGGCGACAUUGAGACCUCUUACACCAAAGCCGACAACAGCGUCGUUGUCGCAACGGAUUCAGUGAAGAACACCAUCUUCAUCACAGCCAAACAGAACCCCGUUACUCCACCAGAGCUGUUCGGCUCGAUCCUGGGCACACACUUCGUCGAGAAGUACAGCCACAUCCACGCCGCGCAUGUCAAGAUCGUGACCCACCGCUGGGAUCGCAUGGAGAUCGACGGAAAGCCACACCCACACUCGUUCAUCCAGCCAGGUUCGGAGACCCGCGAAGUCCAGGUCGACGUUGUCGAGGGCAAGGGCAUCGAGAUCAACUCUGCUAUCAACGGCUUGACCGUGCUGAAGAGCACCGGUUCCCAAUUCUGGGGCUUCGUCCGUGACGAAUACACUACCCUCAAGGAGACCUGGGAUCGUCUCCUCAGCACUGAUGUCGCUGCGGACUGGCAGUGGCGCCGCUUCGCUACCCUCGCGGAUGUCAAGGCAAACGCUGAGAAGUUCAAUGCCGCUUGGGAAGCCGCACGCGGUAUCACCCUCAAGACCUUUGCUGAGGAUAACAGUGCCUCUGUCCAGGCGACUAUGUACAAGAUGGCAGAGCAGAUUCUUGCCGCGGUGCCUCUGCUCGACACUGUUCAGUACCAGUUGCCUAACAAGCACUACUUUGAAGUUGAUCUCAGCUGGCACAAGGGCAUUAAGAACACUGGCAAGGAUGCUGAGGUGUAUGCCCCUCAGUCCAACCCCAACGGUCUUAUCAAGUGCACCGUUGGCCGCGCUGGCCCAAAAGCUAAGCUGUAA